Molecule: messenger RNA, 2113 nt
Organism: Hyposmocoma kahamanoa
Lineage: Eukaryota; Metazoa; Arthropoda; Insecta; Lepidoptera; Cosmopterigidae
Product: E3 ubiquitin-protein ligase RNF115-like
Exons: 8
Coding region: 162-1370 (402 amino acids)
Biological process (GO): positive regulation of DNA-templated transcription; protein ubiquitination; ubiquitin-dependent protein catabolic process
Cellular component (GO): cytoplasm; nucleoplasm
Molecular function (GO): ubiquitin protein ligase activity
Source: RefSeq, a predicted model, not a curated record
CAACUUCAUUUUGGAAAAAAGUUGUAUUGUGCGUGUAUGUCUCAAAAAAAUGGCGAAUGAUAAAUUUCUGUUCAUUGUUUGAUUAUAUAGCACAAUCUUUAGCAACAAUUUAGCAACUGUGUCUAUUUGUUUGUGUAUUUGUGUUGAAAACCUUCCGAGGAAUGGCUGACGCCUUGGUAGAGCGGAGGCCCCCCGCUCGCUUCUUUUGCCACAGGUGUAACGUUGAAUUUGAAGAUGUUUUGCAGGAUUAUACAUGCCCAUACUGCGCGAGCGGCUUCAUCGAGCAACUGGAGAACGAGGCGGAAGCGCCGGCGUCGGGCGACGAUUUCAGCGACGCUGAUAUGAGCAACCUCGAUGAUAUGAGCACCAUUGACGAGAUGAGCAAUCUCGAUGACUCAGACGACAUGCAUCAGAGUACACCGCCAAUGUUGAACGAUUUAGCAUUUCUUAUGUCAGGAGGCCGGCUACGUGGUGCUGGGCGGCGGGAGACAUUGAUGGAACAGCUGGUGUGGAUGAUAGGAGGCGCGCGGCCCGGCACUGGCGCGGUCGCCGCCGGUGCGCCUUUCGUGCUCGUGGGUGCACCCGGCGACUACGUCUUUGGCGGAGAGGGUCUAGACGCGGUGGUGACGCAGCUACUAGGACAAUUGGAGAAUGCGGGCCCGCCGCCGCUGCCGCGGGACCAGAUCGCCGCCAUUCCCAACGAACCCGUCACCGCCGAGCAGGCCGCUACUAACACUUCUUGCUCCGUAUGCUGGGAGGCUUUCACAAUCGGCGAGACGAUAUCGCGGCUAGACUGCGGGCACAUCUUCCACUCGACGUGCAUCUCGCCGUGGCUGCAGCUGCACGCCACGUGCCCCAUCUGCCGGCGCUCGCUGCUGCCGGCCGCGCCCGCCGACGCCGAGCCGCCGCCCAGCGACUCGUCCGCGCCCUCCGACACCUCCACCAGUACGUAUUCCGCCUUCGCUCCUCGACGAUUCGAGCCGGUUUUUGGUUGCGGAAUAUUAUGGCCCUUAUUUCGUCUCUACUUCUGGUUGCACACUCGAUGGACGUCACUGACCCCGCAUCGAUCGACCUCGGCACGCGGCGGCUCGGUCCGAGGGGGCCGGCGCGGGCGAUCAGUUUGGCGGUUGGUUGCAGCGUCGCUGGCGCGCGCGGUGCUGCGCGGCGCGGGCGAGCCGGCGCGGCGGCCGCGGCGCUGGGCGGGCGCGUCCAGCUCGUCGUCGUCGGCGUUCUCGGCGGCGACGGGCGCGCCGCGCUCCAGCUCGUCGUCCAGCUCGUCCACGUCGUCGCUGGACUCGGCGCGCAGCAGCGAGCGCGACGCCGACGCCAGCCCGCACUCGCGGUACAACAUGGACAUCGACUUCGACUAGCCGCCGCAGUGCCCGUGCCGAGUGAGUGACAGUGAGUGCCAGUGCGGACGGUCCCGCGCCCACGCGCGAAUCCGAGGGUCCCGCGGCGCCGAGGCCUCGACUAAAUUCCCGUUUCCGUUGCGAAAUUCUAGUGAAUCGGAAGGAGCGAUCGCGCUCCCGGCGUCGUGUCCGAGUUUUCAAUUAGUCAUUUAUAUCGACGAAGAUAAGAGUGUGGUUCACCGGCGAGGCAUACACGAGUAUCCCGCCGAAGCGCGCGCGGACACUGCACCCCGUGAAAUGCACCUACCGGGUUGCCUAGAUAUUGUUGCGAUUGUCCCUCGUCCCAGGAGCAAGACGUCGAAGUCGUGUGCCUUUGAUUUAUUACAACGUACAACGUUAGUGUACUUCAACAACACUAAAUUUCUGUGUGAAUUCAAGCUCUUCGGCCCGGUGUGUUGCCAACCAUCAAUGACGCUCUAAACACGAUUUAAUUAUGUAAGUGAUCAUUCAUCACCAUUUGAAUUUGAUUUGAUAGGCAAAUAAUUCUCAUUCUGCAAUUUACAUGUCAUGUCAUCUUGCUGAGCGCCAUUUUUGCACUAAGCGAGCACACCGGGCCUUGCAAAACGUUACUCCUAUAAUAUUCUUUGAUGUAAAUUUUGUAAAUAUCUGUUAGUGAUAUAAGUAUCAGUUACUGAUAUUUUUGGGCUACCUAAUAAUUAGUCCAAAUAUUUAGACAUGAAUGGAGUGAAGUUCACUUUUACGCC